CCAGUGCAAAACAAAGAUUGUGACUGCAUCUUUCCUGUUAUUAAUAUCAUAUACACUUUAAAUAUAUCAUUGAAGCAUCCGAAAAUUGACAGAAAAAUUACCCAUUUACUGAGAAAAAAUCUAAACGAUAUGUCCUUAAAGUUUCUAUUCAAACUCUGCCUCUUGUGCAAUGCUGCAUUCUGCUUCCAGUUUCAAAAAGACUGCGUAUCCACUCAUGACUUCCAAACCGACCGCAUCGCGACUUCGUGGGCCGUCAGGGUCUGGGCACCGAGGGAGGACACCGACGCACGCAUCCUUACCCUGGUGUCGGAGAAUGACGCGGGACCAUCGCUCAGGAAGAUAGACAUCACGAGAACGGAACUGCACGCGCUCUUCGGGCAAGGAAGUCAUCGGGAGAAGAACAGCAGUCUGCUUCCGGGCGACGGCAUCUCCCCCGGCUGGGCGGAGUUCCGGGUGACGUCGGACUCCAGGUUCAAGGUCUGGGUGGCGGGCGUGGCUGAGCCGCUCGUGGAUGUGGAGGAUGACGUUCGAGCCGAAAGGGUCGUCGUCAGAGGGAGCAACGUCACCGUCAACUGCAGGGAACCGAUGGUUAUUUGGAACGUCACCGAGGACCGAGUGGCCGCCCUCCCUGCGGACGGCCCGGGGCGCUAUGACCUGGCAGUGUUCUCGCGGUCUCCUUCGUCGCCCGUCCUGACGCUCGGGGACCAGACGCGAGUGCUCAGCUGGGACCCGGAGGCCAACAUGGUCACGACUUUCACCUCGGAACCACGGGCGUUGCCUGCUUUCAUCCAGCACAAUUUUACCGUAGAAUGUAGUCAAGCUGAGAACCACUUCAAAUGUGAUUUGCUGGCCGGACAGAAUGAAACCGUUGUCGGCUCUGUCUCUCUUCCACACGGGAUGAACGCGUUUUCCAUUCACGGGAAUCGUGCAGAAAAUUUCAUCGUUAUCCUUCGAUACAUCAAAGACGAGGAAGCCAUGGACGGAAACAGCAACAGUUCGCCCGAGGAAGAAGUCGUCUCUCGAAGCUACUUGUUCUAUGAGCGCGUUCUCCAAUAUUGUCCGUUGUUCUUGAAUGCUCUUCUGGCAGUGGUCGUCGCUAUGAUUUAUGUGAAGAACAAGAAGCUAAAGAUGGUCAUUGAUACGUUAAAGAACCAGUCACCAGGUAUCAAGGAAAUGCCGCAGGAACCAAGUUUUUGGAGGAGACUGUGCCGGGAAUUUCUGAAUCUGUUCAAGAAUGGGAAACGCAAAAAAUCCGGAAAUUCCCCGGCGACCAAACCUCCAGAGGAAAAGCCCCUGAAUGCCGACGAUGCAGGCGAGGGCGACGGUGCUGCUGACGGCGACGGCGGCGGGCAUCGGAGUGCCAGCCAUGAGCAAUGAGUGCCUGCAUUUUACCUUCUAUGGAAACAUGCAACCACAUAUGAUUAUAAUCAUAUAGGCACAUACCCAAACACACCGUUCGCACAUAUUAGGAGCUAUGCACACACACACACACACACACACACACACACACACACACACACACACACACACACACACACACACACACACACACACACACACACACACAUUUACGUGCAAAUGCAUAAGCAAACACAGAUAAAACACAUAUGUACACCGACAAUCUAACCAAAAAAAUACAUGUGAAUUAGUUAGGUAAAAUGUGCUAACUUACUUUUAUAUGAACUCUAUGCAAUGAGCCAGCAAGUGAUGCCAUGCAAGAAUUCUAAAGGUUCUAGGGACAUCGUCAGCUGAUGCCUCAUUUAAUGAGAUGCCGGAGAACCCAAAGCUUAAAGAGUGGCCUCAGUCCGGUACUCGAAGUCGGAGGAGUAAUUGUAGUGUAUGUAAUAUCAAACUAGUGAAGAUUUUAUUUUUAUUUUAUGCAUCUAUUAUAUUUACGCGCUCGCACACACACACACACACACACACACACACACACACACACACACACACA
This is a messenger RNA of Penaeus vannamei (Pacific white shrimp), 1951 nucleotides long. RefSeq lists its product as uncharacterized. The record is from RefSeq and is a predicted model, not a curated record. Lineage: Eukaryota; Metazoa; Arthropoda; Malacostraca; Decapoda; Penaeidae.